Sebastes umbrosus (honeycomb rockfish) is the source of this 2154-nucleotide messenger RNA. It is a transcript of the gene snx2, whose product is annotated as sorting nexin 2. The transcript is spliced from 16 exons. Gene Ontology annotation, biological process: early endosome to Golgi transport; intracellular protein transport. NCBI's taxonomy places the organism in Eukaryota, Metazoa, Chordata, Actinopteri, Perciformes, Sebastidae. Bases 332 to 1870 code for a protein of 512 amino acids. Gene Ontology annotation, cellular component: endosome; endosome membrane. The record is from RefSeq and is a predicted model, not a curated record. Gene Ontology annotation, molecular function: phosphatidylinositol binding.
UAUACUGCUUAUUUGCACCAACAAAACCAAAGCAAAUUCCUAGUGUACACCUCUUACACCUGGCAAUAAACACGAUUCUGAUUUUGAACUUGAAUGUGAAGUUCCCCUCAGGUCAGACUAGAGGUGCGAGGAAACAGCGUCAGAGUGAGACCUCCUGUCUGUUUCCGCUCCUCUCUGCUCCCAUCAGGUCUGCUGUGAGUCACAUGACAGAGAGCUGGAGAACCUCCUGACUCUCUCCUCCUCUUCCUCCUCCUCCUCCUCCUCCUCCUCUCCGUCACUCCUCUGUUUCCUCUCUGUCUGUUAGCUUUAGCCUGCAGGAGCAGCGGACACCAUGGCGACCACAGCGGACUCUCCAGCGGAGCAGUCCGACUUCCAGGAGCUGCAGGACGGGGAGGACCUGUUCAUGGAGCCGGCCGUCUCUCUGGAGUCAGAACCAGCCAGUCUACCUGCUGAAGACAUCAGCACCAACUCUAAUGGACCCAAACAGGACUCACUGUUCGAUGACGACCCAGAGGACCUGUUCGCAGAGGCCACAGAGGAGGUUUCGUUGGACAGUCCAGAGAGAGACGUCCUGCUGUCUGACGGCCCGUCGCCCGCCAUCACCCCCAUCACCCCUCCCACCUCCGUCAUCACCCCUCGCAUCGGCCUCACCCACGACGACAUGUUCACACACUCCUCCUUCGACGAGAUUGAAGAGGAGGAGGGCGGCGAUUCAUUCGACAUGCACAUAUCGGUGUCUGACCCGGAGAAAGUUGGUGACGGGAUGAACGCGUACAUGGCCUACAAAGUGUCGACCAAGACCUCCAUGUCUCUUUUUAAGACUCGUGAUUUUUCAGUAAAAAGGCGUUUCAGUGACUUCCUGGGUCUGCACAGUAAACUGGCCUCCAAGUACCUGCACAUAGGCUACAUCGUCCCCCCCGCGCCGGAGAAAAGCAUCGUGGGGAUGACCAAGGUGAAGGUUGGGAAGGAGGACCAGUCGUCCAACGAGUUUGUGGAGAAGAGGAGGUCGGCACUGGAGAGGUAUCUGAUGAGGACGGUGAAGCAUCCCAUCCUGCUGAAGGAUCCUGACGUGCUGCAGUUUCUGGAGAGCUCAGAGUUGCCGCGGGCGGUCAGCACUCAGGCUCUGAGCAGCGCCGGACUCCUCCGGAUGGUCAACAAGGCCGCCGACGCCGUCAACAAGAUGACCAUCAAGAUGAACGAGUCAGACGCUUGGUUUGAGGAGAAGCAGCAGCAUUUUGAGAAUCUGGACGUUCAGCUGAGGAAACUUCACGCCAGCAUGGAGUCUCUGGUCUGCCACAGGAAAGAGCUGUCGGUGAACACGGCGCAGUUCGCCAAGUCGGCGGCCAUGUUGGGGAACAGCGAGGACCACACGGCACUGUCGCGGGCGCUGUCCCAGCUGGCCGAGGUGGAGGAGAAAAUCGACCAGCUGCACCAGGACCAGGCCAACGCAGACUUCUACGUCUUCACCGAGCUACUGGGAGACUACGUCCGCCUCAUCACCGCCGUCAAGGGAGUGUUUGACCACCGGAUGAAGACGUGGCAGAAGUGGCAGGACAGUCAGAUGCUGCUGCAGAAGAAACGAGAGGCUGAAGCCAAACUGCAGUUCAACAACAAGCCGGACAAACUGCAGCAGGCCAAGGACGAGAUCAAAGAGGAGAUUGAGGAGCUGGAGGGGAAAGUCCAGCAGGGAGAGAGGGACUUCGAACAAAUCUCCAAAACUAUACGCAAAGAAGUCAGCAGGUUUGAGAAAGAGAGAGUGAAGGACUUUAAAACGAUCAUUAUCAAAUACCUGGAGUCACUGGUUCAGACACAACAGCAGCUGAUAAAAUACUGGGAGGCCUUCUUACCCGAGGCGAAGGCCAUCUCAUAGAGUCCACUCACACACAACAGACAGUCCUGACAGGCUCCGGUCAAACUACACUACCCACAAUGCACCGGCCCUCCUCCUCCUCCUCCUGUUUAUGCCCAGAGUGAAGAAGAAUCAGCUCCAAGUGACUUUUCUGCAGUUAAAAAAAAAAAAAAUCAACAAGAAAAUUCCUCUUUUAUUCCUCUUUUUUUUCUUUUCUGCUGAACUCAGUGUUGCGUUCAUGUCCUGUCCGAGUAAUUGUUGUUCUCCUGAUUGAUGCUUUCACAAUAAUAAUACUGUAAUAUUAA